Acaulospora morrowiae is the source of this 786-nucleotide messenger RNA. NCBI's taxonomy places the organism in Eukaryota, Fungi, Glomeromycota, Glomeromycetes, Diversisporales, Acaulosporaceae. The record is from the annotation of a GenBank genome assembly.
AUGCCUCAAGAUACUGUGCUAUUUAAUGUUGGAGGCACUAGAUUUGAAAUUCAGCGAAACCUAGUACAAGCCUAUCCAAAGAGUCGCCUGGCGGAGUUAGCUAAUAGUGCUUCGAAAGACAAUGUGAUAUUUAUCGACCACAAUCCUCUUGCAUUCAGUGUGAUACUUGAUUUUCUUCGCUACAAGAGAAUUGUUGUACCUAGAAACGUUGCCCGUGAGGUUGUCGAAUUGCAGUUACAGGAAUUUGAGAUUCCUUAUGGUAAUUUAUCGGAAGAAGUGAAUGUGAAUGUGAAUGAUGAUGAGUUGCCUAGUUAUGAAGCCACAAUGUCUGGUUCUUCGUUGAAGAACACAGUACUUGCAGUUUCUACCCGGAGAAUGGACACAUUGAUCACGGAUGUUAUUUUACCAUUUCUAAAACGUCAUGCUAAGCGAGCUCAUCGACAGGUCACAUUUUACCUGACGCCAAAUGUUUUGACCCCGAAAAACAUCACCUCUGAUCUCGAACAUAUAUCCGAACCUCACGAAUGGAUCUAUCUGCCAUCAUCUAGUGAUUCGUUGGGAUCAAAAAACGUUGAGGCAAAUUCCGAGGUUGAAGACCUUCCCGAUCUCAGAUUUUUAUUGCAAGAGGGUUCCCUUAAGAGAUUGGAAGAUUUUAUCGUCAAGAGAUCAGGAGUAAAGAGAGCUGAAACCAGGAAACUUGAAGUCAGUUUUAGAACAGAAAAUGAGUUUGGAUUGUUAUUUACGAAAACCAUGGAGAUUCUUGAGAUUCACGUUGUCGUCGUCUAG